AUGCCGGUAACAACAAUCCCCCACCCUAGCUCCUCCUCUUCGGCCUCUUCUGCUACGUCCGCCACACCCUCGACAAAACCUGUCUUCUUCUGGAAACCAAACGAUGGCCACGGCUACCUCUCCCAAUGGUACUGGUCCAAGUUCACCGUCGACAACGAAACCUACGCACAAGCAGAAAUGUGGAUGAUGGUACAAAAAGCGCGUUGCUUCGGCGACGAAAAGAUUGCAAAACAGAUGCUAGAGACUACGAAUCCGAAGGAACACAAAGACUUGGGACGACAGGUUAGGGGGUUUGAUGCAAAGGUUUGGGAUGAACGUAAACUGGAGAUUGUGACACAGGGUACAUAUCACAAGUUCACCAUCAGUGAUGAUGCAGAAAAUCUGAGGCGCAUGCUGCUAGCUACUGGUGAGCGUGAGUUGGUUGAGGCUAGCCCUUCCGAUCGCAUUUGGGGCGUGGGGUUUGCGGAGAGAAACGCACCGAGGAAUCGGGAGAGAUGGGGACAGAAUCUGCUGGGAAGGGCAUUGAUGGAUGUUAGAACGCGGUUGAGAGAGGAGGGGAAGAAGCAAGACUACCAACUGUACACGCAUUUUUACGCUGUCAGGACAAAGCGCGCAUGCCGCUAUCUCUCUGAGAUGUCUACAAUGAUUACGUUCGCUGCGAAUAACGAGUUUUUCCGGAAGCGCAAAAGAGUCCACCGCGCGUGCGAAUCAUGCAAGAAGCGGAGAAAGCGUUGCUCACAUACGUUCGAUGACGAGGCCGAACCCGGAAGCAAUACCCAAAGUGGUGGCGGAAGCAAUCCGACAUCAACAGAAAGCCCUACAACAAAUGGACACUACCAUCCUCAUGAUCCCAGGGGUGCCCGUGGAGAUUACGGCCAUGCUCAAUCCACAAUGCCGCCGCCGCAAAGCCCGGCCUCGGAUCAUACCGCCCCAACACCACCCAACUUUCUAGGCUACCUCAAUCCCGAAGCUGUCUUGCGAGAGCAAGUUCACUCUGAACGCGGAAAAACUGCUCAGUCACCCAACCACCCUCCAAUAGGACAAUGGAUCGAAGAACGAGACCAAAGACCAGCGUCGACUCAAGCGGGAUCAAGCUCUUCACGGAUUGUAGAAACAGGUCCACAUUCCAACCAAGGGGAUCAAAUAUCUAGGGCUCUUCUGACUUACCUAGACGCUGUUGGUGUUGACAUCUUACCUUCUCGCAUAAAUCAAACGGCUCUUCUCGAAAUAUACUUUAGCUACGUACACCCACUACUUCCACUUGUUGACAAGGAACUAUUCUACGAGCAAUAUAACUAUGGCCGAGAACCGCGGAUCCUGAUGCAAGCGAUCUGUAUCGUGGCAUCAAAACAUGCAACAGCUGCCAAACAUCUGUGUCUAGGGAAUGACACCCAACCGCUCAAUCCACGCGAGUUCUCUCAAAGGCUCUACAAUGCGGUCAUUGUUGGUAUCGAAGCAAAGCUGGAGAAGAAUCGCGUCGUGCUCAUCCAAGUACUUGCUCUGAUAUCACUCCAUUGCGAAGGUCCAGAAGGCGCUGAGCAAUCUUCAAUGCAUCUGGCACAAGCAAUACACCAUGCGCAUACGUUUGGCCUCCAGUUUGGACACCAAUGGAAGAAUCAAAGCUCAGAAUCCCAAGGAAAUCUGGAAGACGUCUUCUGGUGUUUGUGGAGUCUGGACAAGAUCAAUGCAUGUAUGAACGGGAGGCCAUUGCUAAUGCAUGAUCGCGACAACAGCUUGAGACAGCUACCCUCAGACCCCGAGAAGCGAUCCAGUCCGUUUGGUAUAUGGCUACAGAUUUCCGAGAUGCUGGAUAAGGUCAUCGACUACUACAGGCCUGGUAGAGCUGCCGAGGAGACAGGAUGGGAGGGCGACGACUUCUUAGGCUUUGAGGAGAUGGUGGGAGACGGCGAAGAUAAGCUUGAUGGUCCUAUCAUGAGCCUCUUAUCACUUUUCCACCACACCAUGUGCAUGGCCUCGCACAAGUCCCUCUCUAUCAACGCGCCUGUCAAAUCGACACCGUCUUACGUCCGACAAAGUCUUUCAGCAACGCGAGUAAUUCACCUUCUCAACGCUGAAUCUCCUGAGCUACUGCCACCCCUCCCCAUCGUACCCUACGCGCUAGGCGUAGCUCUCAGUGUAGUAUAUCGUCACUUCCGGUCUCGCCGCUUAAAGGUCCAUGUCAACCGCGCCACUGAAGAACUCAAGCAGUGUGUCCGCCUCCUCGAUCGCUUACGAAACGCAUGGUGGUCUGCAGGCACGACGGCGGACCUAGGACGAGCCGUGCUCAGCAACGCUGCAGGACGCAACACCAAUGCUGUCAAUACGCCUGUACCUGCCCCAGUAGAACCCCGUCAAACUGAGCCAAAGACCGAGCCGCCAACGCCGCAAGCUACACAUAGCCAACUGCCACCACAAAAUCAGUCGCAACCAUGGUCACAGAAUAUGGGUGAUACACCUAUUGAUCCUCGACUCCAGCAACAACAGAAUCACCCUCAUGCCAACUCGCCCAUGACUAGUCUUCUCAACCCAAUACCUGCCCCUACGCCCGGUCAACACCCGACAAGUAGCGAGCGUGCAGAUCGUGCGCCUAUGGCGGGUCCGCCUGCCGGCUUUGGUUUUGCAGAACAAUCACCAGACUGGCUUAACUUCGACGCGGCGUUUGAGAACUUUGAGGGACUCUUGCCGGAUGAUCAAGAACUAGGAAAAGACAAAAACGCUCGACUAGCUCAUCAAAGCUACUCACGACUAAAGAGAAGUUACCAAUGA
Molecule: messenger RNA, 2766 nt
Organism: Alternaria burnsii
Lineage: Eukaryota; Fungi; Ascomycota; Dothideomycetes; Pleosporales; Pleosporaceae
Product: fungal specific transcription
Exons: 7
Coding region: 1-2766 (921 amino acids)
Biological process (GO): DNA-templated transcription; regulation of DNA-templated transcription
Molecular function (GO): DNA-binding transcription factor activity, RNA polymerase II-specific; zinc ion binding; DNA binding
Source: RefSeq, a predicted model, not a curated record